AUGUACCACCAGCUUCCGAGUUCGCACACAGAAGCGGAGCACGCGGCGCUCUUGCCAACUCGACUCCUCGACCUGGGACGAAACGUACGGACUUUGAGGCACACAGGGCUGCGACUGGUUACAACGAGACCCGGAGAUCGGGGCCAUUACAUGACACUGAGCCAUCGCUGGGGCACUGAGCACCAGCUGAAGCUGACCAAGGCCACCCUAAAUGCUCAAGAACAGAUCAUUCGCUUCCAAAGUCUACCCAGAACAUAUCGAGACGCGGUAAAAGUGACAUUGAGCUUAGGAUAUCGAUAUCUAUGGAUCGAUGCUCUCUGUAUAAUCCAGGAUGACCACGAAGACUGGCUCCAGGAGGCGGCCAAAAUGGCGCUGGUUUACCGCAAUUCAAGCUGCACCAUCAGUGCCCACGCCGCCCACAGUGACGACGACGGAUUUUUGUGCGCGAACAAUCAUAUCAUGCCCGGUCACUUCGGGGAUAGACCGAAUGUAUCUGUUCUAAUUACAGCGAGCCAUCUGAGUCACAGGGGCUGGGUGUUCCAAGAACGCAUUCUGUCACGGCGAUUGCUCCAUUUUACACCCGGAGGUCUGUUCCUAGAGGAUGCCUCCGGGAUUGUAACUUCCUGCGGCAGCCCCCCAGAGAUUUACGACCCCUCGAAAGACAACAAACUCAACCUGGAGGACGCAAACCAGAACUUGUGUGAAUGGUACAGACUUGUCGAGAAAUUCACACAUUGUCAGCUCACGGUCGACACCGACAGACUCCCCGCUCUCCUGGGACUGGCUCGCUAUUAUGAGGAACAAAACGACGAUGGCCAGUAUCUUUGGGGCUUGUGGAGUCGGUCUAUCCACCAAGGUCUCCUGUGGAUAAAUGUGGAUGAAAGUCCUAAAAAGCUGCUCCAGGGCUACGACGCAGCGUCCGGGCCGGCUCCGACCUGGACGUGGGCUCAUUUGCUCGGCCGAAUCAGGUAUCCUGAUCAUGUGUCCAGUUGCGAGCCUUGUUGCGAGGUUAUUGAUCUCGAUGCUGCAACAUUGUCUGCACGCUUAAGCAGGGGAGAACCACCAUCUCUUGUUGUCCAGUUGAAAACCGUCGACCUGGAAGAUGCUAAAGUCAUACACAAGCCAAAGUCAUUCAUGGGAGUCGAGUUCUGCCACUUGCUGUACUAUAAGCGUAGAGCUUGGGUCUCGCUUGACGAUGAGAGAAAUCACGACGUGGUAUUUCCCCAGCUCACGUUAGCAUUCGUGUCACACAAUCACUUUCAGAGCACCUUCAGCUAUGAUGAUUUGCAGCUUACGGAGCACACUUGGGUCUACUAUUUUUUGCUGUUACGCCUCUCGAAACUUGACGCCCCGGCCAGAUACCAAAGGAUCGGUCUCGGUGCGUUUGAGUGUACCCCUUAUCAUGAGCACAAUAAUCGGGAGCUAAGGCUUGGUGAUAGUAAUUGCAUUGUGUGGGAUGAGGCCGACUGGAGGAUCAUUUCCCUGUGUUAA
Molecule: messenger RNA, 1491 nt
Organism: Diaporthe amygdali
Lineage: Eukaryota; Fungi; Ascomycota; Sordariomycetes; Diaporthales; Diaporthaceae
Product: HET-domain-containing protein
Exons: 1
Coding region: 1-1491 (496 amino acids)
Source: RefSeq, a predicted model, not a curated record